Molecule: messenger RNA, 1857 nt
Organism: Trypanosoma theileri
Lineage: Eukaryota; Euglenozoa; Kinetoplastea; Trypanosomatida; Trypanosomatidae
Product: putative protein kinase
Exons: 1
Coding region: 1-1857 (618 amino acids)
Biological process (GO): metabolite repair
Molecular function (GO): ADP-dependent NAD(P)H-hydrate dehydratase activity; NAD(P)HX epimerase activity
Source: RefSeq, a predicted model, not a curated record
AUGCGUCAAUUAGGACCGCGUUGUUUGACCAGCGGCGCCUGUGAGUUGCGGCUGCAGUCGUGCGUGUGGGGCGCGGCGUGGCUGCGGGGAGUUGAGGCGUCGGCGGCGGCCGCGCACAACAUUUCACUUUACGCGUUAAUGAAAAGAGCCGGCACGGCGGUGUUUGAUGCUUGCAGGCACAAUUAUCCAAACAAACGACAUUGGCUUGUGCUCUGCGGGGCGGGGAAUAAUGGCGGGGAUGGAUUUGUCGUCGCCCGCCUCGCCGCCGCCAACGCCGGACUGCGGGUCACUGUAGUGACAGCAAUGAGUAAAUCAAAGAAUGGAAUGCCACCAGAGGCCACUGCCGCCUUUGCAGCGUUAAAAGAAUACAUGAUGGAAAGACAACAACAAGAAGAGGAAAAAAGAGGAAAAGAAGAGGAAAAACAAAAAGUGGAAGAUGAAACGAUGAUGGGAAAGGAAUGUAUUAUGAGUGGAGGUGGUGUUACGAUUAAGGAUGCACAAUCAUGGCAAACAGAAAAGAUUGCGGAUGAUAUUGAUUUGGUGGUGGAUGGUUUACUUGGCACUGGUAUUAAUGGAGCCCCACGUGCGGAGUAUGCGGCGUUAAUUGAUCGUAUUAAUUCCCUUUCAGUUCCACGUGUGGCUAUUGAUAUUCCAUCUGGUUUAAAUGCGGAAACAGGAGCUGUAGAGGGUGCCUGUGUGCGUGCAGAUCAUACAGUUACAUUUAUUGCGUUAAAACCGGGUUUAUUCACAGCACGUGCACGUGAUUUUGUAGGGAAGUUACAUUACAAUUGCCUUGAAUUAGGUGAGUGGAUGUUAGCAGAGGAACGGCAAAAAGAUUUAUUUUGUCGUCGUCUCACCCAUUCACAUUUGCAGGAAUUAAUCCCUUAUGCUCGAUCCCCUUGUUCACAUAAAGGUGCGAAUGGUAAAUUGUUACUUAUUGGCGGAGAUUAUGGCUUUGGUGGGGCUAUUAUAAUGGCAGCAGAGGCAGCAUUACGUACAGGUGCUGGUCUUGUGCGGGUCUUAACACGAGCAGAACACAUGACACCACUUCUCUGUCGUUGUCCAGAAGUGAUGGUGCGAGAAUUAAACCCUGCGAGUUUGCAAGAAGGAUUAGAAUGGGCCACUUCUCUAGCCGUAGGACCAGGACUUGGACAAGAUGAAUGGGGUCAAACCAUCAUUGAGAAGGUGCAAGCAUAUUGUCAAGCACAUGUGGAAGAGAAACCAUCUGUAUGGGAUGCAGAUGCCUUAAAUAUUCUGGCAUCACGUAAACAGCAAAGAAGAAACAACACAGAAGAAACAAAAAAAGAAGAAGAAAAAGAAAAAGAAGAGGGUAUUAAAUAUAUAGAUCGACUCAAGACACGUAUCUUAACACCACAUCCAGGUGAAGCUGCAAGGUUAUUAAACUGCAGCAUUGCAGAUGUGGAACGAAAUCGUUUUCAAGCUGCCAAAGAAAUAGCCACUCGAUAUGGGGGAGUUGUAUUAUUAAAAGGACCUGGUACAGUACUUUACACCGCAGAAGAAGAAAAAGAAGAAGAAAAAACAAAUAACAUCAUGAAUAUAUCAACAACAUCAAAUCCAUUACUUCUUCCCCAUUGUGUUAUUGCGGAUGUUGGGAAUAGUGGAAUGGCUUCAGGUGGAAUGGGAGAUGUGUUAACAGGUGUGAUUGCUGGUCUUCUGGCACAGCGAAUGUCCAUAUGGUCAGCGGCGUGUGUGGGUUGUUUAGUGCACGGCACCGCAGCGGAUCUCGCAGUGGCCGCACACAAUGGAGAGCGGGGAUUAACGGCAACAAUGUUGUUUAAUCAUAUACACACCUGUGUAAACCCCAAUGGAAUAUGUAAACAGAACGCAUGUCUUUGA